CAUUUAACUCCUAACUUAAUUAAGUAGUAGUCAACUAUGCUCAUCUAGGUCAACUCACUUGACUAAUCUGCUCAUGAAAACGUGCUCAGAACUUGUUUAGAGAUUUACUUGGAAUUUUUUAGGCGAAAGAAUUCUCAGUGCGAUAAAGUUUGUAGAAAUUUUUAGGCUGCUAUCUGCUCUUUUUAUUCGAGGAAUGAGAGUAUCAUCAUUUUAUUAGGCACAAUUCUUUCAUAAUUCUUUUUAGAAUUUGAUGGAACCUUCUUGUGUUACUUCUUAUCGCGUCUAAAUAGAUUAAUUAUUGGUAAAAUCCUAUGCUCGUUGAUGCAAAUCGAUAUAUUAUGCUUCUCAAGUCAAAAUAGUGCUGGAAGGAAAAUUUCGGCAAUUUGUGUUUGAAUUAAAUUCAUUUCGUGAACCAAUGACAUUGAUUAUUCAUACGGGCGUGGGGUUGUGUAAGGCUAUUGCAGCUUGUGGUGCUUCGAUAAGCUUAUCGCUUGGCCUGCGUGGGCCGAUCGGAAGGCGUGAAGUGAGUGUGAUCGGGCGAAGUUUGUUUACCUCCCAUCGAGCUGUAUGGAGAGUCGUCGCCAGGUGUACCGCGGAGAGCAACUGCCCUCAACUCCGGACACAACUCCUACCAGGGGAUUUCUGGCGAAUAUUGUGGGUAGAAAAAAAGCGUCGUAUUCCGUGACACCUCCUCCAGUUCGCAAAGCUACGAGGCCGGCUUUGCUUCAGCCAACAGACCUCAACUUCCGCAAUGCAGCUUCUUGUCCGCUACUACCGAGGCCUGUUAGAGCCGUACCUUGCUCUUCUCCGUCAUCUCCCUCUUCUGUGAUCGAACAUCGUGCAGGAAAAAUAUCUCCGGCUCCAUUUGCUUCUCAGGAAGUUUGUGACAAUCAAAUAAAGGUCAUCAGUGAUAAAGGAAACAAGAUUCCACUCGUAAUAGUGGAUUCUACAAAGUGUUCAGACAUACAAACGGGAAGCUGUUUAAAUUCAUAUGUUGACAACCAUGUAGAAUUACGAAAACAAGAAGAUUAUAAUCCCGAUCACAGAUGGUCACAUCACCGCCGUAGUGCUUCCAUGUCACCCGGUGACUGCAAACCGUCCGAGUCGCCGCUGAGGUCCAUCAUUCCUAAGGGAAUAUCUUCCCUGCAGCGCCCCCUGGCUGGCGUAGAUGCCUUGAUACGAGCAUCAUGUACGUCCAUGCUUGUGACCGAACACCCGCGAUUUCAGAGGUCCUCUACGUGGAUUUCACCUCCAACUAUCCUGCAAAGCUCCAACCCAUUAAUCCAGAAUGCCAUUUUUCCAUGCAGUACGGCUUCUGGAGCUUCUGCGUACUCGGUACAAGUCAAAAACACUAGCGAAGCCCCCAGCAGCGUGCCUGUUGAUGAGGGAUCUCUGCCUCGUCUUGCUGAAGGAAAGAGGUUCUCGCUGCUUCAGAGGAGUCACAGCUACACCAACAGGCCGCCCGUUACCCCCAACCACGCCAGCGCGAAUGAUUCGACUUUUAAUUACAAUUCGUCCAGCCUAGGAAGGCCUGUGAAGCAGAAGCAUAACUUGUCCUUGCAGGAGAAUGUGCAGCAGUACAAAAACUGGCUCAAAGACACUCCAAAAUCCAGCAAACCGGGAAACUUCAUCCGACAGAGCCUGCGCGGCAUCCAGAAAAAGAAACAAAUCAAUCCUCCACAUUUUAAAUCCACACUCAACAGUAGCCCGGUAUCCACGGUACAGCACCGGUCCACCGUGCCGGUGCUCAGCGAGAAUGGCAAGGAUACCGUGAAGCUGGCGGGAGACGACGUGUUGCGGGCGCUUGCGUUCUACCAGGACACGGUCGUCAAGCAGAUAACUGACAUGUUACCAGGAGCUGCGUCUGUAGUCAUCGAUAUGGUGCAGCUCCUCAACAAAGCCGUCGAUAAAAUAUUACCAGACAAAAGCGAAGAGCUGAUGAAGCUGCAGCGGUCGCUACAUUACAGCCUGGCUGACCUGGUGAAGUGGGGUGACCGCAUCCUACUGUACGGGCCUGACGUAUCCAACACAACACCAGUGCAAACUGUCGUCCAGAACGUCACGGAUGCCACCAAUAAUUUCGUUAAGAUGGCACAGGAGCUGUCGCCAGAGAAACGCAUGAGCCCAGACGCAGGCAGCGGCAGUCGUGCAGAGGAGCAUUCGAACGCCUCCCACAGAAGAGGUCGCGUCCCGAGGAGCCUCCCCGCCCUCGAACCUUCCACCUCGAGCUUGUCACUUCCCUCGGUCAGCACUCAACCUCCCUCUCCUCCCCAACACCCUCGACCUCACUCCUCUCCUUCAGGAGACUCUCGUUCCUCUCCUUACCGCAAUUGUACGCUCUUGCAACCUAUAAGCGACGUCUCCUCUUGCUCCUCCACUGAGGAACUAAACCACUUCCCGUCGCCCUCGCCCGACACCCACAGCCUCCCCCUCCCAUUCAGGCUCACACACUCGCUCAGCUCGGACUCCAUACGACAUGCUGGGGAAGACGUCCCCAGCAGCCCUGCGCUCAGGGGCGCCGACCUAACCGACUCGUGCCCCGGCACCACGCCCCACAGUCAUGGUCUCUCACAUGAUAUUGAUACCUCGUAUGAUAACAGUUUAUCAAAACCUCCGCCACUGCCGGCGAAGCAGCGGCCCCGCAGCCAUGCUCGUUCUUCCUCAUCGACGUCGGGCUCUCCGCUGUACAACUCAGUCACACAACCGACGUCCCGUAACGGCUCAUUAAUACGGUCGGAGGGUAGCGAGUCCGUCAACUCGAGCACCGACCACCUCAGUCACCGCAACUCUAUUGACAGUGGCGUUAGUGUUGCCAGAGAUAGCUGUGACAGGCUAAGGUCGCGAUCCAGUCAAAGUGGUCUAGAUGCUUCAGACUCGGGAACAUUGAGACUCAGUUCUGCUUCAGCCACCAACACCCGCUCGCCUUCACAGACGUCACCGGCUACAAGUCUCGAUAGUUUCAACCAUGACCAAUUUGAGCGGAGAUGCUCACUCGAACUGGAUGACCCCAAGAUGGACCUGGCCUCCUCAGUCUCAGCAAACUGCGCCUUCACUGAGAGCCGACAGAGCGUCAGACUCCUAAGCGACCACUUUCCCGAGAUGACGCCACUUGAUUCCUGCAGUUUGACCUACCAGAGCAUACAGACGGAAAUGCGGAGCCGCAAGAGCAGCAGUAAAGUUAGCGAGAUGAGCUUGCAUGUGGAGAAUAGUUCCUCAAUUACUCAGCACCUGUACCGCGUCAGCACUGCAUCCACUGCACGCUCAUCCACAUCAUCUUCAUCAUCCACACUUUCGUCAGCCAGCGAGGGCGAGACGAAUGGUUGCAACGUACUGAGCUUGUCGGUGCCGCCUCAGCUGCCCGCCAAAACUCGCAACGCUUCGCCUAACAAUGCCUUGUCAACUCUACAGAGGAAUGUUGUGAGUUGCCCAAGUCCCGACCUUCCUCCCAAGAAGACGUCGAAUGGUGGCAGUAUUAACGGUAACGGCUACAGCGGCAGCAACAGCAGCAUGCUCAGUAACAGCAGCUCCAACAGCAGCGGCAGUAGCGGAUAUAUUUCAGAUGUACCGCCUCCUCUUCCCGCCAAAGCAAGACACUCGAACGUUGGCAGAUACGUCUCGUCAUUGUGUGAGACCUACAAGCCCGAGUUGCCGCCUAAACAGAAGAAACAGAGCUUACCGAACUCAUGCGCUUCGCAAGACGGCUGUCCCGUGGCGGCCCUACGAGCCUCCGACGACAGCGACAGGCUCAAGCCAGCGGACGAUCCCGAGACACUCGAGUCCCCUAUGAACCCCGCACGUGAGGACGACCGAGGGGUCUUGGAGAAGUUCAACGCUGAGGGCUUCAUCUUCGUUAGUCCCGGCGAGGGGGACGAGGGUCCCAGCGUCAGAGGGGGCAGCCCUGACGCUCUGCUGGUGCACGCCUGCGCUGCCGACGAAGACCCCCUGGCAGAUGACGGUACAGAGUUCAAGGAUGCGUUUGUGGCAACAUACCGAACGUUCAUGUCUGCUGAGAGCGUCAUCGAGAAAUUGCUUCACCGCUACAAUAAAUUUAAUGGCUCCAAUGAACGCUUGGCUAAAUUAGCAACGACAAAGUCCUUUUCUUUAUUAUUGAGCGUUGUUCAGUAUCUUGCCAUUACCGACCUCGACGUUACACUACUUGAAACUGUCUCAGAUUUUCAAGUAGACUUAAUUCGUGCAAGCGAGAUUGCCUUAGCUAAAUGUCUGAGAAUAGAACUGUUGAAAAAGUUAAUAGUUCGGGCAUCCCUGCAUUUACCCAAAGACGCGCUCACGUCAAAGAACAUCUCGACGAAGCAAAUGACGCUCAUCGACUUCAAGGCGCACGAGCUCGCCGAGCAGAUGACCGUCUUGGACGCUGAGCUUUUCGAUAAGGUGGAGCUGCCGGAAGUUUUGAAAUGGUCGAUGGAUCAGAGUGAAGAAUCUUCGCCCAACCUGAAGAAGUUCACUGAACACUUCAACAAAAUGUCCUAUUGGGUCAGGACUAGAAUCCUCGAUCAAAAUGACCCCAAGGAUCGCGAGAAAUAUGUUAUGAAGUUUAUAAAGAUCCUUAAAAAUUUACGAAAAAUUAACAAUUUUAAUUCAUACCUCGCUAUUCUCUCGGCAUUGGACUCGGCUCCCAUACGGCGUCUUGAAUGGCAGAAGAAUAUCACUGAUGGUCUGAGGGAAUAUUGCGCGCUUAUUGAUUCUUCAGCUUCGUUUAAAGCCUACAGAACUGCUCUGGCUGAAGCAAGAGCGCCUUGCAUACCAUAUAUAGGCCUGAUCCUGCAAGACUUGACGUUCGUCAACAUCGGCAACACGGACUUCCUCCCUGACGGCCACGUCAACUUCACCAAGCGGUGGCAACAAGCCAAAAUUCUCGAAAAUCUUCUUUACUUCAGAAAAGAAAAGUACACAUUCAAGAAGAAUGAACAGAUCAUCGAUUUCUUCAACGACUUCGAAGACUACAAGGCUGAGGACGACCUCUGGGAAAUCAGUAAACAAAUCAAACCUAGAAAUAGCAAGCGUCUGAGUUAAGCCCUCGAAUUUUUUACGCCCACUACUCCUUUGAUGCAUAAGAAAAAAUAUCUUACCGUUUGUUCAGCUAAUGUGAGAAAUUUAACUGCAAUGUCAAGCUCUCCGAUUUGGUUUAGUGAUCGUAAUGGCUCGGUCUCUGCACUCUCCGUGUAUUCAAAAUUAUUCUCACAAUAUCAAUAUUUAAUUGGGGGCUGAGAGAGCUCUUAAAGGCUUUUAAUGAUAUUUUAAAAGCAGUGUUGUUACUUUUACUCAAGACGAGUUAAACUAAACGAAAAAUGUGAAUCCAAUUGUUGUAAUUUUCUGUGUUACUUUUUUUGCUGACCGUCUUACUUACGUAGAUAUUAAUGUAUAUUUAAUUUUCGUUUAUUUACCCGUUCAAGUGAUUUGUAGCAAUUCUACUUACUCUUAAUUUUCGACCUAUGAGUGGAGAUGCUUGGGAAAAACAAGUAGAAUUUCUCUUUUUAUUAUCGGGUAGAAAGGAGGCGGUAAUAAAGUAAUAUACGAAGGAAGUAAUUCUGAAGCUGUAGGUGACGCUCUAGUCCUACUGAUGCCUAGGACGUUGACGUGGCGUCUAAUACGUUGAGGUUCUGGCGUCACGUUAAUGUCUAUUAUUUUGUUGUUGGUGGCCUGAAUUACUGGUGAAAUAGCUCAUAUUGAGCAACUGUAGUGCGUGUGUAUGAUGAGCGUUAAUGCAACGUAUGCGCAUAUUAUAUUUCGCUGAAUUAUCGUAUUAAUAUGGUGCAUUGCUCAACAUUUACCAAAACCAUCGAGCUGAGUAGUUGCCCUAAUGUUAAUGGUACGUUGUGCUGUCAGAAGAUGAAUUUGAUUCAUUGAAAUGAUUAAAAGUAAGACGACGAGCUAUUGUAAAUUUUUGUACAUUGUUGAGUCACAGCAAGCGAGCAUCGAAGUAAGCGAUACAGUUUUCUUGAAUUGUAAAAAAAUGUUUGUGUUCCAUCAGCUGGAACUGUGCUUCUGCAAUUCUGAUUGGAUUUUUGUUGCCAUUUAUCUUGUACUUAUAGGAAUAAGAGACGCUAGGCAUUUCUAUACCAAUGAAUUUAUGUUAAACUAUUGCAAAACAUCGAAUGUACCGUAGUGUUUGUGUAAGCGUGUGUGCUUAACAUAAUCGCUAGUGGCACCCGGAGACCAAUUCUUCAUAAUGUUGCAUAUAUCAUAAUAUUCUGUCCAAUAGCUAGCAUUUAAACCAAAGACUAAAUAUUUGCUAGAAAUGUUUUAGUAUAAGGACUUGUUGGCCAGUUUCGUUUCGCCCAACGUGUUUAAUAAUACAUGCAGCCUCUAAAUGGCCAAGGCAGCCUCAUGCAGCCUCUAAAUGGCCAAGGCCUCCUCACGCAGCCUCUAAAUGGCCAAGGCCUCCUCACGCAGCCUCUCGAUGGCCAAGGCAUCCUCACGCAGCCUCUAAAUGGCCAAGGCCUCCUCAUGCAGCCUCUAAAUGGCCAAGGCCUCCUCAUGCAGCCUCUAAAUGGCCAAGGCCUCCUCAUGCAGCCUCUAAAUGGCCACAAACACGCAGGAUUAUAUUGUGCACGAGUUUUUAUGUCGAAAUAUGCUACAUAAUUUUAAAUUUUUUCUGAAACGAUCCUUUUUAUAUUAAGGAUUAUUUUCACAGUUGGUUUGCUCCAUAAACUUGACAAGCAGAAGAGGAAAGUUUCCGAUAAAACCUCCAUGAAGGCGGUAGCAAAAAUUUCUUUACUUGAAUUAUUGUGAAGCUCAGUGUUAGAUUAACUAACACGCUUACCCAUCUAUUGUUUUCACGGUGUCUGUCAUGUGGGUAAUAUGCCGUCUUAUUUUUGUGCAUUUAGCCGUUGAAUAAUUAAAGGCCUCAAAGGAAUGGUAGCAAAAGAGGGCUAGUGUCUUCUCUGCAAACACACGAUUGUUAAACCUUAAGAUCUCCCUUAUAAUAAUUACUGUAGCAUAGAUCUUAGCAGCGUAAUCAAAGAGUCGAGGCUGGUCUGCCUUCUUAAGGUUCCAGCUCCAAGAGAGGAUAUAACCUUUUUUUCUAUGCAAUAUUUGAUAUUGCUCUUUGUCUGCCGGGCAGUUUCAGUGAUUUUCGUCAAGACUGAAAUGUUUUAUUCUCGCGGCAAUUUUUAAUUUGUUCGCCUGUGCUUCGGUGUAAAUUUCUAGUCAGUUUUGAGUCAUAGCAGCGGGCAGUUGUGCUGCCAUAUGAGCCCGUGUCUGGGCAAUAAUUUGAGCUCAUCUUCGUCUGGUGUUCCAUGUACUUUUCACCUGCCCAUCACCAGCACUGGUCGACUGUGGUUCAUGCUUGCUGAUUAUUCCGUCAGUAUUUCUCUCUUCAUCUUUUCUUUCGGCUUUUUCCAAAUCAGUCCAAAGCACGGAACAAGGAGCGGAAAAUUUGAUCUGUGCAACUUCGUCAUUAUUUUUUUUAAUCAUUUCCUCUAACUUGGAAAUUCAAUUCAAUUAAAAUACGUCCCAAACUUUAUUUUCUAGAAUCUGGGUUGAGAUGAGCUCGCUUGAUCGCCCACCGCGCGUUCGUAUGGCGGGGCCGCUGCGACGAUGAGACUCGCUAGGUUUUUGACGUCAUCGAUUAUUGUACAAUCGGUCCUGCAUUUCAUCUUGAUUUGUGUUCAGAUAUCAGAUUUUUAUUGAAUUAUAUAUUGAUUUCGAUGAUACUGUGUAUUUUCUACUGAAUAAACUUCAGAGGGUGAAA
Molecule: messenger RNA, 7711 nt
Organism: Hyalella azteca
Lineage: Eukaryota; Metazoa; Arthropoda; Malacostraca; Amphipoda; Hyalellidae
Gene: C3G
Product: guanine nucleotide-releasing factor 2
Exons: 18
Coding region: 568-5031 (1487 amino acids)
Biological process (GO): positive regulation of GTPase activity; Ras protein signal transduction
Cellular component (GO): plasma membrane
Molecular function (GO): guanyl-nucleotide exchange factor activity
Source: RefSeq, a predicted model, not a curated record